UCCCACCAAGGCAGCAUCGGGGACCGGGCUUAGAACUUUCCGUUCUGCUGAAGGAGCUGAGCCCAACCCGGGUCCUGCGUGGUACUUACCCUGGAUCCCACCCAGCUCACCGCGUCCUCGCUCCCCGUGCCACCGGUUGGAACUCGGGAUGCCGGGCGUCUCCGCCCGGAGCCUCUCCCUCGAGGAGCGGAGGCAGCUAGCUGUGAACCUCACCCGUGUCCUGGCACUGUACCGUUCCAUUCUGGACGCCUACAUCAUCGAGUUUUUCACAGACAACCUGUGGGGCACACUCCCUUGCUCGUGGCAGAAAGCGCUGGAUGGACUGGAGCCACCUGAGCUGGCCUCACAGCUCCUGGGGAUGCCUGGAGAAGGGGAGGUGGUCAGGUACAGGUCGGUGUGGCCACUCACUCUGCUGGCCCUGAAGUCCACAGCCUACGCCCUGACUUUUACCCGGACACCCAGCUUUCAGACGCCCUCUGAGUUCCUAGAGAACCCCAGCCAGAGCUCCAGACUGACAGCUCCCUUCCGGAAACAUGUCAGGCCUAAGAAGCAGCAUGAGAUCCGCAGGCUGGGAGAGACCUUUGUGUCUCUUGUGGCUCCCUCUGUCCAUCUUCCUCCACCAUCUUUGGCUCCUGUACUCUCAUGGAUGUUUGCUCCAGGAAUGAAGAGCCAGUGGCCAAGAGACCCUUACUCCCUCCUCUUUCAGUUGGUGAAGAAGCUGAGUAACCUCACUGGCUGCACUCAGGUUGUGGAUGUGGGUUCGGGCCAGGGACAUCUUUCCCGUUUCAUGUCUCUGGGGCUGGGGCUGUUGGUGAAGAGCAUUGAAGGGGAUCAGAGACUGGUGGAGCGAGCACAGCGCUUGGACCAGGAGCUUCUGCAGGCUCUGGAAAAGAAGAGGAACCCACAGGUGGUCCCAAGGGGCCCUCACCAUUGCCCCCACCAUGUGGUUCAGUGGGUUGACCCUACAACCCUGUGUGAAGAACUUCUGCUUCCCCUGGAGAAGCCACAGCACGGUGGUGGCACUCGCUUGCUGCUGACAGGUCUCCACGCCUGUGGGGACCUGAGUGUCGCCUUGCUGAGGCACUUCUGCUGCUGUCCUGAGGUGGCAGCUCUUGCCUCAGUGGGCUGCUGCUACAUGAAGCUCAGUGAGCCUGGUGGCUACCCGCUGAGUCAGUGGGUGGCGGGGCUGCCUGGUUGUGAACUGCCCUACAGGCUCCGGGAGGGGGCCUGCCAUGCCCUGGAGGACUAUGCUGAGCGGCUGCAGAAAGCUGGCCCAGGCCUCCGAACCCACUGCUACCGUGCAGCGCUGGAAACCGUCAUCCGACAUGCCCGGCCUGAGCUCCGUCGCCCAGGCGUACAGGGGAUCCCCAGGGUCCAUGAGCUCAAGAUUGAAGAAUAUGUGCAGCAGGGGCUACAGCGAGUGGGGCUGGACCCCCAGCUGCCGCUGAACCUGGCUGCCCUUCAGGCUCAUCAGGCCCAGGAGAACCGGGUGAUGGCCUUCUUUAGCCUGGCUCUCCUGCUUGCCCCACUGGUGGAGACACUGAUUCUGUUGGACCGGCUGCUUUACCUUCAGGAGCAAGGGUUCUAUGCUGAGCUCCUGCCCAUCUUCAGCCCUGAACUGUCCCCCAGAAACCUGGUUCUGGUGGCCACCAAGAUGCCCCUGGGUCAGGCCUUGUCUGCUCUGGAAACUGAAGACAGCUGACACAGCUCAAGGAAGAGGACAUCGAAGACCCCAUCUGAAACCACUAGGUGUAGGAGGGGCAGAGUGUACCUCCUCACCCAGAAAGCAGCAUCCUACACCCUCCCUCUCCUGCCAUGUGUUAUAUAAUGCUGUAUGAAUGUUUCCUUUCAAUUUAUUAAAACCAGAAGACUUUA
Chinchilla lanigera (long-tailed chinchilla) is the source of this 1875-nucleotide messenger RNA. It is a transcript of the gene Mettl25b, whose product is annotated as ribosomal RNA adenine dimethylase domain containing 1. The record is from RefSeq and is a predicted model, not a curated record. The transcript has 8 exons. Gene Ontology annotation, molecular function: rRNA (adenine-N6,N6-)-dimethyltransferase activity. The coding region runs from base 149 to 1702 and encodes 517 amino acids. Gene Ontology annotation, biological process: rRNA modification. NCBI's taxonomy places the organism in Eukaryota, Metazoa, Chordata, Mammalia, Rodentia, Chinchillidae.